This is a messenger RNA of Styela clava, 1697 nucleotides long. Lineage: Eukaryota; Metazoa; Chordata; Ascidiacea; Stolidobranchia; Styelidae. The record is from RefSeq and is a predicted model, not a curated record.
AUCGGGCGGUUUAACGAGCAUAUACGGUAUGUUAAAGAGGUACAGAGCUCAGUUUAUAGCAAAUAAUUUCGAAUAAAUACUUUUCAUAUCUCAAUAGUUGCUUGUUCGGGCCAAUUUCAGAGAGAAGUUUUGAGUAAACACCAUCAUGCUUUUAUACCGUAGCGUAACGCGACAGACGACACUGAUGUACAAUAGAUGUUUAGUUUGAGCUCUGCACGGACUUUGCUCGAGUAACUGGUACAUCAAGUUUGAUUGAAUCAUUCACAGCGUCUGCGGCGCCGGCCACGUUUCCGUUGCGGCCGCGUCUCUAAAUCUCGGAAUUGCCUUUGAUUGUUCAGUGAAGGGCGGGGUGCUCAGUUUUUGUUUUCCAUGGAAUAAGUUACGGUAAAUCUGCGUAGCAGGCUUUUUAUAAUAAUAUACGCCUGUGCAACGGUCUAUGUUGUCUUUCGUGCAUAGAUGAUUUUGCCGAGUAAUUUCGAAUAAUUCAACCAAUAUAUCAAGAAUCAUGUCUUAUGUCGCUGAAGAAAGAGGACGUCCAAACACGCUUGAUUAUAGAAUAUACUAUAAAAACAGCGAGGGGCAAUACAUCUCCCCUUUGCAUGACAUUCCAUGGCUGGUUUCGGAAAGACCACGAGUGUACAAUAUGGUCUGUGAGGUUCCAAGAUGGACGAACAGCAAGAUGGAAAUUGCAACAAAAGAGAGUCUAAAUCCAAUUAAACAAGAUGUGAAAAAGGGGAAACUCCGAUAUGUUGCUAAUUGCUUUCCACACAGAGGAUAUAUUUGGAAUUAUGGAGCAAUUCCACAGACUUGGGAAAACCCAGGACACAAAGACAAGAAUACAGGUCAGUGUGGUGACAAUGACCCAAUUGAUGUUUGUGAAAUUGGAUCAAAAAUCUGCAAGCGUGGUGAAGUUAUUCAAGUAAAGGUUGUUGGAGUUCUUGCCAUGAUUGAUGAAGGAGAAACUGACUGGAAAGUGAUAGGAAUCAACAUUAACGAUGAAGACGCUCCAAAAAUAAAUUCAAUUGGAGAUGUUGAGAAGAUGAAACCUGGAUACUUGGACGCCACUCGUGAAUGGUUUAAAAUUUACAAGAUACCAGAUGGAAAACCAGCGAACUGUUUUGCAUUUAAUGGAGAUUAUAAAGACCGUGAAUUCGCUGAAGAAACAAUAGCUGAAACUCAUAGUUUCUGGGUUGAAAGUCAUUCCGGAAAUUUGAAAUGUGAUUUUGCCAUGGAAAACAUUUGCUGCAGUGACAGCAACUUCAAAAUUGAUGGUGAAGCCACAACUAAAAUAUUAGAAGCUGCACCGGCACUUGGCGAAGCAGAAGAGGUUACUGAUGAAAAAGCUGAGAAGUGGUACUACACCAGUUUGCUUCAAGGUCAACUUUAAUUUGCCAAAGGAAUUUACCUUCUGCGUGGAACUGCUGCUACUAUCUAUGAUUAAGCAAUUUAUGGAAGUUGUAGAACAAUGCCAGGUGCACGCUAAAUAAUUCAAUAUCUACGCAAUGCACUUUUUACCUUUUGUUCAAUUCAUAAAAAACGAAGUCUUGUAAAUACAGAUAUUUCGCUUUGGUGAUUGUCAUAUUAUUUGUUAAAAUCGAAAGUUGAUCUUUAUAUUUUCGAUUUCUGUAUGUCGGAUUCUUGUAGACAAAUUGGAACAUGUGUUUCUGUUUUGAAUAAAAGUAAUUAAAGCAAUCCAA